UUCGUUGGGAGAUUAAACGCGAUUAGCGGCGAAUUGCCCAAACAAACGGAAAGCUUCGAAUGAUUUUAGCACGACGAUUAACUACACAAAUACUACCUUUCGUUGCCAAAAAAGAAAAAGCAAGAACGGAAAAAAGCGUAAAAAAGUUUUUCAUUUGUGAAUCGGGCAUUCGAUUUGGCCUUGCGAAACUUUCCGGCUAACCGAAAUGGCCAAUACGAACGUGAAAAUCGUCGAGUCGAAACUGGAUCUGUUCCAGGCGCCGCAGCACUAUGCCCUGGCCCAUGCCGUCGACUCCUCUUUCUCGGCGGUCCGCGGCUCCCUCGCCUGGCAGUUCGCCCUCAUCUACGGGGACGUGGACGAUCUGCGACGGCGUCGCGUCACCAGCGGCAACUGCGUCGUGCUCGAGCAUAAUGCACGAUUCGUCUACUAUUUGGUGACCAAGGCCAAUGUCUAUGCCGGCAGCAGCUACGACGAUGUCCAAGCGGCGUUGAUAUGCAUGCGAGAGCAUAUGCGGAAUCAUGAAAUCACCAAAGUGGCGAUGCCGCGGAUUUGCUGCGGCGAGAGCGAAGGCCUCCAGUGGAAGCAAGUGAAGCGCAUCAUGCAGCAGAUAUUCGCUCACAGCGAGUAUCCCAUUGAGAUCAUGAUAUGCGAGCAUGACGACAUAACCAGAGAGCUGGCUGCGCCAAAGUGUCAGAUAACCGAGGCGAAGGGCAAUUUGUUUAGCGCACCGGAAAACUUCGCCUUGGUGCACUCGGUGAGCGCGGACUUUGCCAUGUGCGCCGGGAUCAACUUGCAGUUCCGCUGCAAAUUCGGCCAGGUGGACGAGCUGAAGCGACAGCAGCGGCACACGGGCAACGUGGCCGUGCUGGAGCAGGGCGGACGGUACAUCUACAAUCUGGUGACCAAGGAGCGGGCGCACGAGAAGUGCACCUACACGGCGCUCUACUAUGCGCUGCUGGCCAUGCGGGAACACAUGCGUGAGCAUCUGGUCACUAAGCUGGCCAUUCCGCGGCUGGGCUGUGGCAUCGAUCGCCUGGAUUGGCUGCGCGUGCGCAGCCUGCUGGAGCUGGUGUUCAUACGUGAUGGCGUAGACAUCAUUGCCUUCUUCUAUCAGCCGCCCAGCAUGGAGCGCGAUACCAUCAAGGUGAUCUGUCCCACCUGCAGCCACAUGAAGCUCAUGCAGCUGCCGCGCAGCGUCAGCUCCUCGAGAAAUUCGCUGCACAGAGAGAAGACGCCCUUCUGAGUGGCAUUUGGAUAAAUGGGAUUUCUUUGUAUAUAUACACUAUAUAUAAUUCUUAAUUUAUAACAUUCGAAAUGGGUUUGCAUGGGUUGCAAGGCACCAAAUGCACCGUUACUUAUAACUAGUUUUUAGCACAAGAAAAUUACAAUUAUUUUACGAAUAUUUAUAUGCAAUACAUACACAUACAUAUAUAAUAUAUUGACAGCGAAUAAAAAGACAACGCCUGAAGCUGGCUUUAAACGAA
This is a messenger RNA of Drosophila navojoa, 1484 nucleotides long. RefSeq names its product Terminal ADP-ribose protein glycohydrolase 2 (gene Targ2). Gene Ontology annotation, biological process: peptidyl-glutamate ADP-deribosylation. The record is from RefSeq and is a predicted model, not a curated record. NCBI's taxonomy places the organism in Eukaryota, Metazoa, Arthropoda, Insecta, Diptera, Drosophilidae.